Molecule: messenger RNA, 2364 nt
Organism: Prorocentrum cordatum
Lineage: Eukaryota; Dinophyceae; Prorocentrales; Prorocentraceae
Source: the annotation of a GenBank genome assembly
AUGAAAGACCUCAAGAACAAAGAAGCCAAGAUCGUCUACAUCACUGGCGCCGACAUCGAAAGCGAAUGCUUGAACAGUCUAGUCGACGGGGAGUUCGAGCAGCACGAGGCCGCCCUUCAGGACACGGUGCUCAUCGUCGAUGAGGUCGACGGCCUGAUUUUCGACGGUGGCACCACCACCACCAAGCAUUUCGCCGAUCGCGACCUUGGCGACAUGGUCAACGAAUGGUUGACACAACUCAGGAACAAGGGCCGGAUCGACCGCGACUACGACGAUUUCCGCUCGGUUGACGACAUCUCAGAGUUGUUGCAGCAGGAGGUGGAAGACGCGUUCGCCGAGGCAGCACAGAAGGUGGAGGGCCGCGACUACGCCAAGAGAGGCGAGGGGAUGUACAUGCUCAGCCCCGAGACCGGAAAGGUCGUCGAGGGAGGCUGGAGCCUCUGGCUCGAGAUCAUCAAGAGCAACAACAACUUCCCCUCCCAGUGGGUGGAAUACAAGUACGAGAAGGCCAUCCUGUCCAGACUGCAAUGCUACAUGUCGUACACCUGCAUCUGCGGCCUCACGGGCUCGCUGGGGCAGAGCGCGGAGCGCGAGUACCUCUCGAAGUACUACGAGGCUGCCACGUUCAACGCGCCAUUCUUCCUGGACACGUGCCGCGGCAAGGGCGGCAAGGUGUGCGGCAAGAAGGUCCCCCAGCACAUCGAGGAGACCGAGCCGCUGAACACCGUUAAGCAGCAAGACAAGAAGGUGGUGGAGUUGGCCACCAAGAAGUGCUCUGAGGUGCCCGUGCUCAUCGUGACCAACAGUACCGACUCCGUCGACCGCGUCUCGAACUCCUUGGAGAAAAAGCUUCGGGAACUGUACGGAGAGCCUGGUGCAGGGGACGCGCAGGGCCAAGAAAGUUCGGCCACCCGCGGCGGCCGCGCGGCCUCCGUGGGCCGCAGCGGCGGCGCGGGCAGCGCCUCGGCUCGCGGCAGGACACCGCGGGCGUCCUCUGUGGCCAGGGGAGAGCCCGGCGGCGCCGCCGCUGCCUCGAGCAGCGUCAUCAGGCUGCUCCACAACCCGAAGCGGCCGCUGGAGUUCGUGGAGCUGGUGGAGAAGGCGACGGAGCCAUUGCCCGGCGCCGACUCCGAGAAGCAACAGAAGUGGCCCAUCACGGUGACGACGGCGGAGGGUGGCCGAGGCCACGACUACCGUGUGGUGGACCCGGACAUCGACGACAAAGGCGGCCUGCUGCUCAUCGUCACUUGGAUCCCCACGUCGGAGCGCGAGUGGAUCCAGAUCCUCGGCCGGACAGGCCGCCAGGAUCGCAACGGGCAGUACGCGGUCUUCAUCUGCAACGAGGACGAGAGCGUGCUCGAGGCGCUCAAGGGGCGGACCAAGGGCCAGCCGCUCGUGGAUUGCAUGCUCGCCUACGGGGACAGAGAGACGGCCAAGAUGUUGAAAGCCAACACUGCUGACAUCGAGCGCGGCCGGGUAAUGCACAAGCUUACCUCCAAGUACUGGUCCAAAGAAAAGGCUGGCAAGACCACAAAGCGAAACAACUGGGACUGGAAGGAGCUCUGCAGGGAGUUCAUGGACAACGAGCCGGCGAAGAUAGAGGACCGGUUCUACACCAUGUUCCCGCAGGACAAGAACCAGCAAGAGGGCCUUCUGAAGCGAACCGACGGCCGCCGCUACGAGGGCGGCCUGAAAGAUGGGAAGCCGCACGGUUUUGGUGUGUUCACUAUGCCGGACGGCACCACCUUCGAGGGGCAGUGGGACGAGGGUCGCAUGCACGGCACCGGCAAGUACAUCGAUCCAAGCGGAGCACAGUACGAGGGAGGUUGGGUGACGCACGAAAAGUCUGGCAAGGGCAUAGAAACGUACCCCGACGGGGCGCGCUACGAAGGCGACUUCCUCCAGGGCUGCAAGCACGGGGUCGGCAAGUACACGACCGGCCAGGGUGCGCACUACGAAGGCCAGUUCAAGAAAGACAAGAUGGAUGGCCAUGGACAUUGGGAGUUCGUGUCAGGGCACAAGUACACUGGUCAGUGGAAGCGCGGACAGAUGAACGGCACUGGCAAGAUGGUGUGGGCCGACGGCGUCACCUACGAAGGCAGGUUCGAGAACGACGUGAGGCACGGGAGAGGCACAGUGAAGUGGCCCGACGGCAGGGUCUACAGAGGCCACUGGCACAAGGGCCGCCUGAACGGCUCAGGCGUGAUGAUAGACGCGAACGGAGAGGCCAUGCCCACGCAGAACAUCCCGGACCAGGGCGACCUUGGCGGAGGAAAGGGUGCGGUUCCAUCCAACAGCGGAGGCGGCGGCUUCAGCUACAAGGCCAUGACGGCUAAGGAAGAAGGCGAGCUCUGCACGCUGUAA